GGAUGGGAUCACGGAGUGGACUGUAGCAGACUUCGGUGUUACUACUCCAGCUAUACCAUGGAUUGGCUUAUGAAGAGGAAUAAGAUUACUGUAGUUGAUCCAAAUUUUGAAGCUCGGGUGCUAGAGCAAUUAUGUGAUAUAGGUGAACGGGAAAAUGGGAACAACAAUGAUAUUUUUUAUGAUUCUGAAGCUGAUUCAGAUUUUGUGGUAGCUGAUGGUCAUCUUGAAACAGAGAGUGAUACUGGAAAACGCAUUGGUGAAAACUGUAUGUUUGAUGAAGAAUGUGACUCUAGUGUGACGUACUGCCGGGACCGCAGUAUUUGUGACUGCAAACCUGGAUUCCGUAAUCAACAAUCAUCUUGCAUUGCCACUAUCGACUCUGUGUGCUUAACAGACAGUGACUGCAAUACACUGUCAUUUUCAUCUUGCCAGGAUAAUUUCUGCAUGUGUAGGCAAGAUUACGUGCCUAGUUCUUCAAGGCAGGCAUGUCUACCAGUUGCCACAGGUUAUAAGCAACAGUGUGAGGAAAAUACACAGUGUUCAAAGACAUUUGGUGACUCUGCAUACUGCUACGGGGGACAGUGUGUUUGCUCAAAAAGUUACCAUUUUGCUGAUCGAAAGUGUAUAAGAAAUAAAGAUUUGGAUAACGAAUGCAAUUCAAGUAGUGAAUGCUACAUCGGUGAGAAUCUUGGAUAUCGAGUAAGCUGUCAGUCAAAUAGGUGCCGUUGCAAUGAAGGAUAUAUUAGAAAAGACAAUACGUGCAUAGAUUCUGCAACAACAUCAGCAUUGUCCUUUCUGCUGGUAGCAUUUCACCUUUUGGUGGUUUUUCUGUUUUGAAUAUGACUGCUUUACGAAAGAGCACAGAAAGGCAAAUAUUUAUGCACUACAUGGGAAGGAGGUGACAACAGAAAGACAUCUCCAAGAAGAACAGAAAUGUACUUUGAAAUGAAGCACUUUUGGUAUAGAUAGUGCACACUAAGACCUGCAGUUUGAUCUAUCACUUUACUUUAAAAAAUCAAAGAAAGACUGAUAUGAAUAUUAUAAAAGAAAGACACUCACAUAUUUUUGAGAUUGCAGGAGGGGGCGGGGUGGCAUUAGCGAUAAGAAUAAUUCACCUCUCUUAAUAUCUGGUGUGCUUUCAAAGUUUGAGCCCACACAGGGUUUCUCUGUGAAAUUGCUCUCUCUCUCUCUCUCUCUCUCUCUCUCUCUCUCUCUCUCUCUCUCUCUCUAAAAUUUUCCCUGAGGUGUCUCAAUUGGAGAAAGACUGCUUUUUACCAUCUGUCAGCAUAUUAAGGAAUCUUUUUUUUACACCUUUGUCCUUGUAUUUUAUCACAUGGAAGAGGUAAUAACUUUUCCAUUCACUUAGUUUUCACUUAAUUAGUUAUCAUUUUAGUGAUGCAUAUACAUUGUUUUGUGUCAAAUUUUGCAAUUACUGUUGAAACAUUAUUACUUGUAAAUAAAAAUAAUUUAUAUAACAGUGAUAUGUAAUGCUGAUAAAAUUAAAUAAAAGUCAUUUGUCACUAAGUAA
Messenger RNA from Schistocerca gregaria, 1528 nucleotides. RefSeq names its product tenascin-like. The coding region runs from base 58 to 837 and encodes 259 amino acids. Lineage: Eukaryota; Metazoa; Arthropoda; Insecta; Orthoptera; Acrididae. The record is from RefSeq and is a predicted model, not a curated record. The transcript has 7 exons.